UUAUAUUUGGUAGUACAAAAUAUUUUUUUUAUUGAUUCGCGAUGGAAAAAACCUUUAUUUCUGAUAGUGAUAUAGUGAGUGGAAGUGUUUGACUUUAAAAUAUAACAAAAGUAUCUGAACCUGAGUCAUAUCACAAAGAUAAAUUACAUUUAAUCUCAUAAAAUGCUUGAUAUAGUGAUGAUACACUUUAAUAUCUUCUUGCUUCCUACUCCAUCUUCUUGUCAUGGCAAAACAUCAAACCACUUCUUUCAAUUUCAGAUCUUCUUGUUCUAUUCUUGUUUUUUUAUCAAUCUUCUCAUCUAUUCCUCUUCUCUAUUGGUCUUAUUCAAUUGGUUAUGGCUAUUGUCAUGAUCAAGUAGAAAAUAACAAAGAAAUGUUAUCAAUGGAACCAAUUCAUCUCCUCAAAUUUCCAAAAGCUUGGAACCAACUUGUUUUUUCAUCAAAACAACGUCGUACUCCUCAGACAAAACUCCUUAAAAUUGGUCUCUUUGUCAGGAAAUGGCCAGAAAAGAAUCAAGCUGGAGGUAUGGAACGACACGCCUUAACACUCUAUCUUGCCUUAGCUAAACGCGGACAUGACCUUCACAUCUUCACAACUUCUUCAUCCGCGAGUAUUCCAAGUACCAUGAGUAAUCUCCAUUUUCACAUCUCAAGGCCUAUAGGUUCAGGAUAUCUAAAUCAACUUGUUGCUUGGAAGCAAUUUUUAGAAGAAAACGCGACAAAGGCCUUUGAUGUUAUACAUUCAGAGAGUGUAGGUCUUAGACUAACAAAAUCAAGUACUUACCUGAAUAAUGUCGCUGUUAGCUGGCAUGGAAUUGCUUAUGAGACUAUACAUUCUGAUAUCAUACAAGAACUCGUAAGAAAUCCUCUAGAUUCAUCGUCACAACAAGUGAUCAGCGAUGGCAAAAUGAUGAAAGUUGUUGAAGAGGUAAAGUUCUUUCAGUACUAUGCUCACCAUGUUGCCACGAGUGAUCAUGUUGGAGAUGUACUUAAAAGGAUCUAUAUGAUCCCAGAAGAACGCGUUCAUAUCAUCUUAAAUGGAGUAGAUGAGGAAAUAUUCAAACCAGAUGUUUCAAAAGGCAAUGAUUUUCGAUUGAAAUUAGGUAUCAACCAAGAUAGAUCAAGGUCAUCGAUAAUCCUAGGAUUAUCAGGUAGAUUGGUUAAAGAUAAAGGACAUCCAUUAAUGUUUGAAGCAUUACAACAGCUCUUCUUAGAGAACUCGACAUUUAAGGAGACUGUGAUCGUCCUAAUAGCUGGAAAUGGUCCAUGGGGUGAUCGAUACAAAGAGCUAGGACCAAAUGUGAUGGUUUUAGGACCAUUAGAACGUGCUCAAUUGGCGGAGUUUUAUAAUGCAAUAGAUAUAUUUGUACACCCAACUUUACGAGCUCAAGGUUUAGAUCAAGUACCAUUGGAAGCAUUUUUAACAGGUAAGCCUGUGAUGGCAACAAAACUAGCAAGUUUUACUGGUUCUAUUAUUGUCAACGAAGAUAUGGGAUAUACAUUUUCACCUACAGUAAGUGAAUUGAAGAGAGUUUUGUAUGAAGUUUGGGAAGGGGGAAAGAAAAAUUUGGAGAAAAAAGGCGGGUUUGCUAGGGAGAGAGGGUUGAAGAUGUUUACUGCAACGAAAAUGGUUGCAGCGUAUGAGAGGCUAUUUCUUUGUAUCUCAGGUAACAAUGAGGAAAAACAACAGAAGAAUGAAGAUUAUUGUGUCUAUCAACCUCAUCAAGAGAUGGAUUGAUAGGAAUAUAUGAAAAACCAAGAGCAAAGUUAGUACUAGAGGUUCAAGUUCAAUUUUCUUGAUUCAUUGUUUAUUCGAUAUGGAUUUUCAUCUUAUAUCGUCCAUGCUCCAGAGUCCAGGACAUGUAAUCAUUAUAUGGUAUGGAUCGUCCUUACCUCUUGAGCUAAAUUCUAGGUUAAGUUAGACCUAAAGUAUGUUUU
This is a messenger RNA of Solanum pennellii, 1938 nucleotides long. RefSeq names its product D-inositol 3-phosphate glycosyltransferase 1-like. The record is from RefSeq and is a predicted model, not a curated record. The transcript has a single exon. Lineage: Eukaryota; Viridiplantae; Streptophyta; Magnoliopsida; Solanales; Solanaceae. Bases 224 to 1738 code for a protein of 504 amino acids. Gene Ontology annotation, molecular function: glycosyltransferase activity.